AUGGUUGACGACAUCGGACAGCUCUUGUACUUUCCAUCCCCGCUGGGAACUUCGGCCGUCGACGCUGCAUUUGUACCACUGCCAGACAGUCCGAACGACUCACUUGCAGAGUUGGCGCCUAUGCAGACAGCUCCACCUAAAAGUUUCGCGGCUUCCAGCGAUGCGCUUCUAUCGACGCCACAAAAGGAAGUGAAGAAUGACAGUAUCAUUGGCAUGGUCUCGACAACACCUGUCAUGAAUGCUACAAUGAAGACGCCAGCUCGGAAGACUCACACGGUGCCGGAGGACAAGCCAAUGUCGCCAGAGAAGGCUGCUCUGGCCGCCAUGUUCGACUCGAUCAAGAUGCCACCUCCGGUCUCACCAUCCAAAUCACCACGAAAAGCUUCUGGCAGCAGCAUCUUAACUUCUCCACCCAAGCAAGCCGCUGGAGAAGCCGCACCAACUGCCUUCUUGCUCUUUCGCCAAAGCAGCUCCCCUUCCACCUCACCCUCCAAAGUUGACUCUACCGACUCGGCCGCUUCUAAACAUUUUAGUAAAGAUUCGCCACUACGUCAACCAGUAGUGAUCAGCUCUUUCUCCUCACCGGGAACAAGACUGCACACAAUGAGCGGAGAAACGAAGAACGCUUCAACUCCGCUCUCACCUGCACCAACGACGUCUUCGACAACAAGCCGACCACCUCGCAUGCGGCCAUCAAUGAUGGCUUCCUCCUCCAGCCCAAGUGCUAGGCUCUCAGACCUCAGCAUGAAUCUGGACACCACCGGAACACAGGAGCUGCUAUUCAAUCAAGACACAAGCUUUCUAGCUGCUGCGGCUAAUACCGCUGCAGAUAUCACGAUUGACGACAGCUUUGACGUUUCUCGUGCUAGAGCCCGUAUCCAAUCUGCCUCCGCUACUGCAGCAUCUUUGUCUUCUGCUGUGACCCACCGCAGCUCACCUGCUAAGCUGGGCGGGUUCAGAGCAAAACCAAGAUGCAGUGUGGUGCCCGAGGAAAGUGGUGUGACGGACUUCAAGCCUCGCAGCUUGGGUAAAGUGAACGGCAACGCGCUUGGGCUUAGAGGGCUCGGCAUCGGAAGAGUUGUCAAGAAUGCGGCGGGAGAUGACACAAUUGAGCUCAACCUGACUGGCAGCUUCAUUGGCAAUUCUAGCAUGAUUGCAGGCAAUCUAAUGGACGAGAGCGGAGAGGCGUCUUUGCUGUUUGGAAACAACUCGUUUUCGAUUUCGCAUUCAGGUCUACAGAAAAAGGAGGUCGACAAGAUGCACGAGGUGGUGGAGAAGACUAAUGCCGGUAGAAGGAACAAAAGUGACGAUGAUGAUGACGAUGACGAGGAUGAAGAUUUCCAAAGAAAUGCGCAGAAUGUACAAAAGUGGGCCGCUGAAGCUGCGAGAACGGCGCAGCUGCAGAGGCGGGCGAUGGCAAAGACGCCGGUCAGAACUGUUGGCCUGGCAAGAGCUUCCGUGACAUCUACUGUCAAACGCCCAACCGCUGCCACCUCGACAGUGACCAGACCUGUAUCGCGGAUGGUACCUCGUCCUUCUCUGGUGACGCCUACUGCUGGAUCAAGGCUACUCAAGCCCCGUGCUUCCGUUGUGCCUGCGGCAAGCAAGCCCAUCGUAGACCGUGCUGCUGGACUGACACGUUCAGGAAGCGCGUCAGCUGGCCUGUCCUCCCUCUCGUCACCAGCACACAGUGCAGCCACCUCCUCAUCCGAUGCUAUCACGCAAACAUCUGGUGACGAAGCCGCCAGUGAGAUCAAGACUCCAAUGCGCAGCCGACGCAAGAGCACAUUCACCAGCUCGCGACCUCCUGUCUCUGGUCCAGCACGUCGGAGGGAGUCUCUUGUUGCCGCUACAGCUGCCACUCUGCAAGCGCACCCUGUUCCACCUCUUCCUUCCCUGGGACCGACUACACCCGGUCGUAGCGGAACUGCACCCGCUGCUACUGCACCUGUUGGCACCUCCCCGAGUAUGAAGACGCCUACUGCAGCCGCGAGAACCAUCCCGAAACCACGAUCAUCCUUGACGGGCAGGACAACCAGCGUACUUCCAACGCCUCGUGCCUCGACCUCUGCUGGUGCUAUUGGAGCGAAUCCGCGACCGUGUGCUUCUCUCACCUCGUCUUCCUCCGCCGCUACACCAUCCACUCGCACGACGCUGUCCAGCUCUUCAGCAGCAAUGAUGAAGACGCCCGCUCCACACACAUUGACGAUCCGGUCCGCAUCGCUCGCUACACCCACUGCACGCGCAGCCACGUCUCGCACUUCAUCUGUCGACGCUACACCCGUCUCAGGCAUGCGUAAGAGCGCUUCUCAACCGCAAGGUCUCGACUUGGACACAGGAGAGUGCGAGACACCUACAGGCAGCGGAGUAACACCGCGAGCUCGAAUAUUAGUGCCACGUGCAAGUAUGAGCCGGCUCAGCAUCGGACCUGCCGUCGGUGCGAGUCGAACGUCGCAAUUAGUGACGCCACGAGCAGCUAUCCAACGUCCGUCUGCCCGACCGGAUUCGCUAGCUGAGCGUUCAGCAAACAACGCACUUGUGACUCCAAGUGCUGCCUCAAAGGUCGGAGGCCGACCGAAAGUGGUCAUGACUGCCAAAAGCAGACCAUCAGUGGCGGCUCGUAGUACUGGAGCCGGUGGAGGAUUCGGCUUCAAGCCUCGCACAUCGGCUGUGUACGUUGGUCCCACGCGGUCUGCUCUGCUGGAUGGCCAAGACAAGGAGAAUUGA
This is a messenger RNA of Ustilago hordei, 2727 nucleotides long. RefSeq lists its product as uncharacterized. Lineage: Eukaryota; Fungi; Basidiomycota; Ustilaginomycetes; Ustilaginales; Ustilaginaceae. The record is from RefSeq and is a predicted model, not a curated record. Bases 1 to 2727 code for a protein of 908 amino acids. The transcript has a single exon.